GUUUUGCGCACGCGCGGGAGGCGGCCUCGGGGCAUCCGGGGCCUGAUGGUUGCUAGGGUGACAGCGAUACAACAUGGCGGCCGGAUCCUAACGCUUUCUGUCGAGGAGCCAGCGCGGAGGGCCCGGUUCAGGACCCUGCCUCAGAGGAGUGGAAGCCAGGGGGCCUCCCUUUCUGCCCCUUUCUUCUCCGCCCAGUGUCGGCAAGGGCUUGUCGUCGACUUCCGCAUCCAGGAUGAAGAUAUCGAGCAAGUGAACAGUCUACGGGAGAUACAAGCACUGAGGCGCCUGAACCCACACCCGAACAUCCUCACGUUGCACGAAGUGGUUUUUGACAGAAAAUCUGGUUCUCUUGCACUAAUAUGUGAACUUAUGGACAUGAAUAUUUAUGAGCUAAUCCGAGGGAGAAGACACCCAUUACCGGAGAAGAGAAUUACAUGCUAUAUGUACCAGUUAUGUAAAUCCCUUGAUCACAUGCACAGAAAUGGAAUAUUUCACAGAGAUGUAAAACCAGAAAAUAUAUUAAUAAAGCAGGACGUCCUGAAAUUAGGGGACUUUGGGUCCUGCCGGAGCGUCUGCUCCAAGCAGCCGUAUACCGAGUACAUCUCCACGCGCUGGUACCGCGCCCCCGAGUGCCUCCUCACCGACGGCUUCUACACCUACAAGAUGGAUCUGUGGAGUGCAGGCUGUGUGCUCUACGAGAUCGCCAGCCUUCAGCCCCUCUUCCCCGGAGCCAACGAGCUGGACCAGAUCUCAAAAAUCCACGACGUCAUCGGCACACCUGCGGAGAAGACUCUCACCAAGUUCAAGCAGUCGAGAGCUAUGAGUUUUGAUUUUCCUUUUAAAAAGGGAUCAGGAAUACCUCUACUGACAGCCAAUUUGUCCCCGAAAUGCCUCUCCCUCCUGCACGCAAUGGUGGCCUACGACCCCGACGAGAGAAUCACUGCCCAUCAGGCCCUGCAGCACCCCUACUUCCAGGACCAGAGGGCAGUGGAGAAGCAGGCUCUGGCCAGCCACAGGAAGUCCGUCUUCUCAGAGUGCCCCGUGGCUCCGGAACUCCUCCUUAACGGCUGGCAGACUUCAGAGGAGGGCAGCAAACAGCCCCACAAGAACGAUUUAAAAAUGGCAACGGCUUCUUUGGGUGAGUGGCAGAGAAGGCGGUUUCGAGCGGGCCCCGAGGGUCUUCCCACGACUCCGGGUGACAGCUGCCUCCGCGAGUGUCCGCGCCCGGGGCUCCCACCUCUGUCCGUCGCUCCCUCAGGACCGCGUGGGUCACUAUACUACAGUUCCACCUGGAGAGCUGGCCUGGUUUUGGGAUGACAAUAAGCCCUGCAAACAAAGCAGUUUACAUUAAUCCAGCAAAACACGGGGCAGCCAAGAAAGCCACACUCCUCCUUCGCCAGCCGGCUCGCGUGACCAGAGUUACCCUGUCGGCCUGUCAGCCAGUGUCCUCUGUCCUCUUACUUCAUUAUCAUUCAUGUCAUUGUGUGACAUUCCUAACUAAUCAGGAGCCACUGAACCCGGCCCCUGCCUGGCUGUCCUCCGGUGGGCAGGGCUGGCCCGGGGUCCCCGGGAUGUCGUGGGCCCGAAGGCGAGGGGCGGUCGUACACCACCCUCCCCAGAGGCCGCGGCUCACGGCCACGGCGAGGUCCCCAGGAGAGGUCCCCGUUGGCGCCCACGGCCACCCCACCUGCACACCCGGCCCCGUGAGCCGGUCGGCGCGCUCUGGUUGGGGUGCAACGGUGGUGCCGCCCCCCCCCCCCAUCCCCGGCUUUAGCACCAGCGUGGACUCGGCCUGUGGACAGAGAAGGAUCUGGGCCACGGGGGGGGGGAGGGCCAGAACGCGGCCCACACCCGCGCUGUGUUGGCUCAGGGAACAGGGUGCAGGAGGUGGUGUGUGUGCCACGGGGCGGCCCCUCCCGGCAGGCGGGAGGCCUCUGGCACUCCACGUGUGAGCGGGGCCGCGGCCGAGAGCUAACUGUGGGCGUGGGUGCGCGUGUGCUCAUCACGGAGUUCCGUCACGGGCUGGUGGGCGACCGUCGCGGAGAAGUUUCAGGUCACAAGAGGGCAACGCUGAAGCUACGGCUUUUCGGCUCUGUGAACACACGCUUAUGCGGUCCCCCAAAAUGCUUCCGUCAGUGACUCGUGGACCCACGACGAGCCUUGAACUCCACGCAACCGCGGCUGUGUUUCCACCCACUGCACUUGUGCGGACACCCCGGGGUCGUGCCCGCACCUGGCCAGAGGGAAGCCGGGCAAGUUGCUGGCCCCCCCACUCACGCCUCGUUUCUUCAGACUGCCCCCCCCCCCCCCGUGACUCUGGACACGAUCAGGAAGCCAAGGGCCAACGGGGUGUGACAACCGAGCCCCGCGCGGGGCGUCCGGGAGCACAAGCCUGGUCUGACGCGCCCCCCCGUGUUUCCCGCUCACACCCAUCAAGGGGCCGCGGGACAGACGGCCCAGCACACCCAACCUCCGGCCGCCGCUGACCGGGGCCGCCUCCCAGCCUCCACGGAGCGGCGGGGAGGCCGGCAAGGCAAGGCCCGACGCCCUCUCGGUGGCGACGUGAGGAAACCUUUAACACAAGGAUCGCCGCCUUCCUCAUCAAGGUUUCAGGUGAUUCCGACUAACAGAGUGGUUUCCGGGAGCUACGGGGUGUCCUGGACAGCUUGUCAAGUCUACAAAAUAAAGACCUCGCUUUUCUCUCCAAACCAGAGAAAGCUACUCCGCUCCUCCCGCCAACGGGAGAACCACGAUCCGGUCUGGGGUCGGAGCCGCACACCCUGCUCAGCGGUGGCUGCACUUAUUUAAAUACCAAGGACACUCUGAGAAAGGCACCCCCCCCCCCAUUAGGGAAGGUGUUAUCUCUAGACCGGCCUGGUCCAACACAAGGUCAAGGCAAGCCACGUGUGAAAUUUAAAAUUCUAGUAGCACAUUUAACAAGUGAGAAAAAGGUGAAAUAUAUUUAACCUAAUAUAUCCCAUGUUAUUUCAACACAAUCAAUUUAAAAAUUACGAAUGACGGACUUGACGUUAUUUUUCCCCACAAAGCCUUUGAGGCGGGUGCUGUAGCACGUCUCCGUUCGGCCCGGCCCCGUUCCCGGUGCUCUGUGGCCACAGGUGGCCCUCGACGACAGGCUGUGGUGCCAAGCGCGGGCCUGGCCGCCCCACCACCACCCCCUCCACUGCCUGCCCCACGCCUUAGCCUCUCUCCAGUUGUGGGUGUGCAGUUCCCGUGGAGGGCGGGUGCUAAGGCACGGAGGUGGCCGGGGGCCCCGGCUUCCUGGACCUGACGUCAGCAGGGACACGGUGCCUCCACUGGCUGACCAUCUCCUCUCCCCCGAGAUGCCGCCUCGUCCUUGGGGCCCGGCAGGGAGGCCCACUCUCCUCUCCUCCUAGGCGACACACACACACACACACACACACACACACACACACACACUCAUUCUCCGGCUUCCGUUGGCUGAAGCCUCAACCCCACAGGAACGACCCCCUGCGGCCCCGCUGUCCGAGAGGCCCAGGCUCGAAACAGACCGUGAAGGUUAGCUAAGUGAGCGACCACCCCAACGCCACCCCUCCUCACAACCCUCUACUGCCACAUGUCCAGGGAGCGGCAGGGUCCGGAUAACAGGGUUAUUAGCCCUUCCGAUGUCAACCCUGGUGAACGAAUCUUUAAUAACGGACACGGUGCGGCAGUGCGCGCCAGGGACCCACCCCCAGGGUGCCGCCCCUCGGGUACCGAGCUGGCGAGCAGCCCGGGAUGCCAGGCCUGGCUGUGGGUGAGAGACCUGAGGGCUCCCUGGGGCCCUCAACCAGAGCAAAGGGAGAAGGGACGAAUGGCGGAAGCAGGAGCCCCAGCGGGCCACCCAGGCCCCGCCCAGGGAGCCCCGAACCCCGGGGUGCAGGUGCUUCUGGCGUGCGGGUGAGGGUCCGUGACGUUCCUCGGAGGGCGCGAGGGCGCGUCUGACACAGGCAGCGGGCGAGGGCCGGGUCUCGCCACCGGCAGCGGGAGGUCAGUGGGACGCAGACCCACACCCGUUCGCCUCCUACAGAUGGAACUCGCUUUGCCGUGAUGGACAGCAGAGGCACCGGGGAAAGACUGCCGCUCAAACAAAAAUUCAACGUCAAGCUCACCUUCUCUCUGUACGCCGUGCUUUAGUUUAGAGGUUACUGGGGGACAAAGAGAAAGAUGGAGAACACACACAGGCCCCCAACAGAGACCAGACCACUCUCAGGAGGGAGGCCAGCUGCCAUCGUCACGUAAGAACAGUUUGGGGCGCAUCCCGGGGGGGGGGUCCCCGGACCUGCCAUCCGUGGCAGACGCACAGUGGCCCUGCCGCCCGGUCUGCCUGCUCCCGAGGCCGGCUUGCACUUUACUGCGUCCUCACUGGUUAUUUUCACGGGGAGGAGACAGCAAAGACCAGGCCCGGUUUAGAGACAGCCGUGCCCGUCUGGCCUGCCCGACGAACUUGCCGUGUCGGUGUCCUCAGCGGUGUGGGGACCAGUUUCACGAACAGCAAGUCUGCCCCGGCCCAGACCCCGAGAAUCUGCCUAACACCCUAUCAGGCCCCAGGAAGGAAGCGGUUACCGGAAUAGUGACAAUCCGGAGUCUAAUAUUUACUAGGCCAUCCCGCCGUCACCAGACUUGCCGUUUUAUUGCUGCUAGAGAUCUCACUCAAAAAUUAAGCGAGGAGAUACUCCAGCUCUUGGUCACACAAAGACUAACAGGCAGAUGCCAUCUGUAAACUGAUGUCCUUCUACAGAUGGCACGGGCACAGUGAGAAAUCUCAGCAGGCUAACUUCUUCCAGAACGCCCGAGCCACACACCCCUCUUGCCUGACCCUCCACGAGACCCUCACGGCUCACAUGACCCAAGCGCUGCAUGAAGAGCCCGCGGAAGCCUGGCGGAGCCGAAGCCCCGGACCGCACGGCCAGGGUCAGGGGUGGGCACAGCGCAGCCCUGGUUCCCCGCGAGGGUAACCCCCCCCACAACCCCCCCCCCCCCCAGGGCCCCUCGUGGCCCCCGACCCACUGCUCACUUUGGGCCUGGGGCCUUGGCUCCUGCUGGGCAGUAAACAGACCCUGUCCCUGUGGUAGCCUUGACCUGCCGAACGACAGGUCACAUCGGGGGUGACAAUUUCCCCCAGGGAGACCACUCGGCCUGAUGCCUCAAGAGAAACUCACCCGGAGAAAAUGAUGCUCUUUUCAGACAUCCGGGCAAAAGGCUUUCUUGGGGCACAAGCAUGUCGGGGCAGCUCAGAACUCUGCCUGGGGAAAAAGCACCCCCUUCCUACGGCAGAAGGAGGGGACGCUCUUGUGUACCCUAAAAGCGCCUCUGGCUGGAGUCGCUUCAAGAGGGUCUCGGCCACCCUGGCCCCCACCCAGAGCGAGAUGCUGGUCUGGAGGCCACCAGCACUCAAGGAGGGGAGGGGACCGGGCGCCUCCAGAGGCUCUGUCCCUUGCAGGAGACCACAGGUCCACAAUCAACGGGUUUCUUCCCACAGGCAGACACACGGGAGGAUGGAGUAUUUUUUCAAGGCACAGACUAUUUUUAAAAGAUUAAAAUGUCGUGUGUGUCUUUCUCAACUUGCUGUCAACCUCGCAGCGUUUAGGGCCGAAAAGCUACUCCCCGCUAAGGGAAAAACAUGCUGCUGCUGUCGGGAGAUCAGGUCGGCCGCUGUGAGGGCGGACGAGCGACAGGCUCGUCUGCGCUGGCAGCUUAGCGUGAGGGGCGAAGUGCACGACACUUCGCGCCGGGCGCUCGGGAGGACGGCACCGUCAGAGGGGUCGGGGUCCAGCCCCCGGAGCACGCGGAGAGGCAGCCCGGAGGGAGCUCCAGGCCCGAACGUCUCCUGUCAAGGAGCAGCCCCGGGGCCCGAGCAGGUGACGUCCCACAGCCUCCGGGGCCCCUGCAGAUCGAGGCUGGAGUCCGGCCUCGAGGGGCUCGGGGCCAGAGAGGCCGGGGUGCAGCUGGGGGGCCGGGGGCGGGGGGAGGACACCUCCCUGCAGGAUGAGGCGAACCGCUGACUCUUCCCACCCCACGUGGGCCGGGCGUCUCCGGAAGGACGGCUCCACGGCCGCCACGAGGCCUCAGGCGGGCCAUGUGAGACGAGGAGGAAGACGAGGACAGCCCGGGACAGGAGCUCCUCCAGGAGCCGGCCCGCCUCGGUGCCCCCAGCUACUGGCCAGGGAACCCAACGGGACGCCCGACACCGAGCCGCUGGCGGCCCAGGCCGCCCCCUCGCGCGUCCGCGCUGUCGCCGAGAACCUUCACCCGGCGCGGCCGAGGAGUCCGUCGGCAGCCCUGGCCCAGACGGGACCGUCGGCACCUCUGCCGCUCGGAGCAGUGAGUCUCCAGUCACGAGGACGCGGAACUGGGCGGAAGCGUGGGAACUCCCGUGGCUGUUGGCGCUCUCGACAUGAACAAGCACCGAGAAGCUUCCUUCUCCGGCCGGCUGGGACUGCCGUACGGCCUUGCCGUGGAAGUGACCACUGGAAACUGUCCACGCGUCUGGUGUUGGCACGCGUUUACGGACAGAGGGCCCCCAAGCGCCUGGGGACACGUGUGGGCGGGGAGGCCCCGGCCGCGACGGGGACGAGGGAACAGCUAAGACCCAAGACAGUGCCACACAAACACCGUUUUCUUAACAUGAGAAAUCACCAAUACUGCCACGAAAGCCUCAUUAAUUACCGUAACAGUUAAGAACUUAACUUACCAGCAUGUCAUGUUAGGAAGCCUCUUCAUCAAAUUUAUUUGUCAAGAAGUUAGAUGAAAACGUAACAAAGGACACAAAUUUCACUUCUGAUUUUCAUUAAACGUAAAUAAUCACACAAUUUUAUACGAUGCCACCUAACACAGCAGUCCUUAAUAAACUUAGGUAUACAGAAAUAAGAAACGCA
Molecule: messenger RNA, 6896 nt
Organism: Herpailurus yagouaroundi (jaguarundi)
Lineage: Eukaryota; Metazoa; Chordata; Mammalia; Carnivora; Felidae
Gene: MOK
Product: MOK protein kinase
Exons: 10
Coding region: 46-1317 (423 amino acids)
Biological process (GO): protein phosphorylation
Molecular function (GO): ATP binding; protein kinase activity
Source: RefSeq, a predicted model, not a curated record